AUGGCCUUUCUAUCCUCCACGGCCGACCAGCGAAAUUUCGCGGCCUCGUCGUCGUCGGGGCCCCUGCUCGCGUCCGUCAGCGGGAGCAAGCUACGACAGGCGCAAGGCGCGUCGAAGCCAGUUGUCGUCCUCGACCUCCCCGCUCUCCAGGCGGGCAGCCGGGUCCUCCAGGAGCAACUGGUGAAAGAUUCCCAGAUAAUUCCUGACUUGGGUGAUAUGAUAUGUGAGUCCGGGACGCCAUCGUCCGCGUCGUACACUGUAUUCCCCGAUGAUCAUCGCGCGCCAUUCCAGAAGAGGAGACACAUAGGAAUCCCCGAGAGCUUGUGGCAAUAUUACACCUCCACCAACCUCGCCACGCAUAUGGGAUUGUUUCCGGAAAUUGACCGCGUCUGGAUCGCCAUUGACCGCAACUUGUUCCUUUGGGACUAUGUGGAUGGCCAGGAGCUGAGCUCAUUUGUGGACCAACCCGACGUAAUCACCCACGUCGCGCUCGUUAAACCCAAAAGUGGCGUCUUCAUUGACGAGAUCACCACACUCUUGGUGAUAUGUACUCCCAUCACCGUACUGCUCAUUGGUGUGUCCACGACGCCCGUACCAGGACCAAAUGGUCAGACGCGCAAGGAGAUCAAGAUGUACGCGACAGACAUGUCUAUCGCUUGCGACGUAGAGAUGUCCGAUGUGGUCGGGACACCCGACGGCCGUAUAUUCAUGGCCGGCUCCCAGGACGGGAAUCUCUACGAGCUUCAUUACCAGGAGAAAGAAGGCUGGUUUGGCAAGCGGGUGCAGCUCAUCAACCAUUCGGUCGGUGGCGUGCAGAGUCUACUUCCGCGUAUUAGCGCUUCCAAUGCGGACGACAGGAUCGUGUCCCUCGUCUCCGACCCAGCCAGGAAUUGCUUCUAUUCUCUGACGGCAAGGAACACCAUCUCUGUAUGGCGGACAAACGGCGACAAGCACGUUCAACAUCUGCAGACCAUCUCGAACCUGUACAAAGCGACCCAGGACAAGGUUCCGGGAUCGCCUGCAUUGACGCCUCAGAACUUCAGCAUCACCGCCCUGCAUGUGAUCGAGCCGAGCGAGUCGCGCUCUGGCGUCCAGCUAGUGGCAAUCACCACCAACGGCGUGCGCUUGUAUUUCUCUCCUGGAUCGACGUACGGCUGGAAUACCUCUGCUGCUCCGGGCUUCCGCAGUCUAUCUCUGGCUCAUGUCCGCCUUCCCCCGCCCAACUUGAUCCAUCCGGAUGAACAGUCGAAACUGUACCGUGAAGGACAAGGGGCUUAUGGUCUGGGCCAAGGCCAGCAACAGCCACCUUCUCGGCCUUGCAUCAUCAAGGUUUUGGAAUAUACCUCCUAUGACCUCGGCAUCACGCUUGCUGUGCAACGAGGAGACGUUGCAGAUACCGAUUACUUGCUCUGCAUGGCUCCGGACCUAACACAGAUCGGCUCUCUUGGACAGGUUCGCGGGCCUCAGGUGCAGCAACCUCAACCACAGUAUGUAAGCCAUGCAUACGGCGCUCCGACUCAAGCAGCCAACCGAAUCCCGCUCACGGAACGUGCAACCCUCGUUCCCAUACCAGGAGUGACUUGGGGCAUAGCACCAGUUCCGCGCUCGAAGUACUCCAUGACUACGACUGCUCCUGCCAAUACCCCUGCGCCCCUGAUCACCAACGAGCUCGCAACCCAGUUCUCCGAACCGGCAAGACAGUACAUCAUCCUCACAAAUGGUGGGCUGCACUGGGUCGCAAAGCGACGGGCUGUGGAUGCACUCAAGGACGCCAUUGAAGAGUACCAGGUGGAAGGCAAUGCUCAGUCACUGAUAGAUCUUCGUGAUAGCUACGGUCGCGACCAAACAUGCGCCAUGCUCUUAGCGAUUGCCAGCGGCAAUACUUUCCUGGACCCCAUGGAGCAGUCUCCGCUCGGUUCUAUGAGCCAGGUGAGCUCGGAGCUGGCGGCUGUCGCAAGACAGGCGUUCUACGACUUCGGUGAACGCCCGACUUGGGCCGAGCGGGUGACGUACGGCACCAGCGAGAGUUCAGGUACGGCCACCUUCAGCGGGCGACGGGAAGGGCUUGCGCUGUACUUCGCGAGACUCGUACGCCCCUUCUGGAAGGUGAAACUCACCAAUGCAGGCGCGAAUGGACUGCAAGAGCUUGGCGUCCCGGAUGAUAUCCUGGUCAUUGCGCAGAAGAAUUUGUUUGCCCUCAAGGAACUUUUGGAUACCAAUCCAUACCUAUUCCAUUCAGCACCCGGCGACCAUACAGGAGCUCGAUCGGCAACUGCGAACGAGCAAGAGGCAUGGAAGGCGGAGCAAAGUUCCGUCUCUCAGCUUUUAAGCUUGCUUGGUCGGACAAUUGAGGCCAUAUCCUUCAUCUUGCUCUUGAGCGACCACAGACUGGGCGAGUUGAUAUCACACUGCGACCCCGAGAUCCAGAAACUUGUCAGUUCUUUGACGUUCGAGGAUCUCAUCACGGUGGACAAGGGCGUCACCGCUUCUCGCGCGCUCGUGAACGUGAUCAUCAACCAGCAGAUUGGCCAGCAGAUCAGCGUUGAUACUAUCAGCGAGGUCCUGCAACAACGAUGCGGCUCGUUCUGCAGCACGGAUGACGUUAUGUUGUACAAGGCACGGGAGAAUAUUCGCAGAGCUGUCGAGACCCGAAACCCCAUGGAGCGCCAAACAUGGCUUGGGGAGUCCCUGAGGCUGUUCAUGAAGGGUGCUCGCAAUCUGGAGUUUGAGAAGCUGCGCGAAAUCUGCGGUGACUACCAACAACUGAACUAUGCCAAGGGCGCUGUGGAGCUUCCUUUGCAUUGUGCGCAAGCGUUCGAUACCGACCUCCAGGGUCAGGAAUAUUGGACUGCUGGUUGCCCUGCGUCGGACUCGCGUGCACAAUUCUGGGAGCGACGGACGCACUGCUAUGAGCUCGUGUUGGACUCGCUCUCGGUGUUCGAAGAGCGAAGUACGUCCAGCAAGCCAAGCGCCUCGGACGACCCAGAGACUGUCAGGGGACAUGCGUAUGAGCUGGCGUUUGCGAGCGAGGACGAGAUGUUCCACUCGACGUUGUACGAUUGGCUCAUCGAGCGGGGAAUGGCAGACGAACUUCUGGAGAUGCGUCCUGCAUACCUCGAGGCCCACCUGCGACGAGAGCCUGUGACAGUCGCGAAGUUCCAGCUGCUAUGGCAAUUCUACGUCAAGGACGGUCAACCUCUUCGUGCUGCGGAGGUUCUUGCUAUAUUGGCAGAGUCCACCGACUUCAACCUCUCUCUCGACAUGCGGCUCGAGUAUCUUACCCUUGCUGUGGGCAACGCGAAGUCGCACCCAGUGUCCGUUGGUGGACGGCACGAGACGGCGAUCGCCUUCCUCACCGAUCUCGAAGAGAAGCUGGAGGUUGCCCAAGUUCAGCUCGAAUUGUACAACACACUGCUACCCCGUCAGCAUGAGCCUGACGUCGUAGAGCGGUUCAAGGCCCUGUCGUUGCGUCUGUACAACAUCACCGAGCUGUACCAGCUCUGGGCGGAGCCUCUCGAUCUGCCUCUCAUCAAGCUCCUCAUCCUCCAUGUCUCCCAGCACCGCGACGAUGCCAUCGUGCGGCCCAUCUGGAACAGGAUAUUUGAGGAAGGCAAGUCAUCGUCGUUCACAACCGAGGAUGCCGAGCCAAAGGUUGCCGCAGAUCGCAUUGUGUCGAAAGUCAUACCCCUUGGGCAGCGAUACUACCCCUCCGACGGUGCCUUCCCCCUACAACACAUCGCAUCGCUUCUCGUCCGCUUCGCACUCGCCCACAAGGGCGAUUUGCCGUACGGAUGGGCACCGCGCAUUCUAGUGCAGUGCGGUGUUCCACACCCAGAAGUGUGGGAUAUCUUGCACGAGAUGUACGAGUCCCAGGUACCACCGUUCAACGAGCAGGCGAACGUACAGGCGAUCUCCUCUGACAUUGCCGUAUUGUUGACGGACUGGAUCGACGAGGCAAAACGCCCGCAAUCCGCUGCGGCCCGCGGCGACUUCCCUGUCUUCCGGAUAGACCAGGCUGUAGAGCAGUACCUUGCAGAGUUGGAGCCGGGACGGACAGAGACAAAAGCGGCGUACGAAGCGAUCAAGCGACAGCUCCGCCGCCACUGGUAGUUGUAAUCAUGGUUGUGUGUUCUCCUUUGUAGUAUCU
This is a messenger RNA of Trametes versicolor FP-101664 SS1, 4147 nucleotides long. Its product is annotated as nucleoporin. NCBI's taxonomy places the organism in Eukaryota, Fungi, Basidiomycota, Agaricomycetes, Polyporales, Polyporaceae. Gene Ontology annotation, molecular function: structural constituent of nuclear pore; protein binding. The record is from RefSeq and is a predicted model, not a curated record. The coding region runs from base 1 to 4110 and encodes 1369 amino acids. Gene Ontology annotation, cellular component: nuclear pore inner ring; nuclear pore. Gene Ontology annotation, biological process: transcription-dependent tethering of RNA polymerase II gene DNA at nuclear periphery; RNA export from nucleus; protein localization to nuclear inner membrane. The transcript is spliced from 20 exons.